Molecule: messenger RNA, 7987 nt
Organism: Corvus hawaiiensis (hawaiian crow)
Lineage: Eukaryota; Metazoa; Chordata; Aves; Passeriformes; Corvidae
Gene: PIGQ
Product: phosphatidylinositol glycan anchor biosynthesis class Q
Exons: 10
Coding region: 1947-3713 (588 amino acids)
Biological process (GO): GPI anchor biosynthetic process
Cellular component (GO): endoplasmic reticulum; membrane
Source: RefSeq, a predicted model, not a curated record
GGAAAUGUCUUUAAAUUGUGCCAGGAGAGGUUUAGUUUGAACAUAGAUAGGAUAGGUGUGGAAAUUUCUUCACGAAAAGCAUGGUCAGGCACUGUCACAGGCUGCCCAAGGCAGUGGUGGAAUGCCAGCCCUGAAGUGUUCAAAAAGCCCUGUGGAUGUGGCACCUGGGGACAUGGUUUAGUGGUGAUGGUGCUGCUGCUAGGGGAAUGACUGGACUCAAUGUUCUCCGAGGGCUUUUCCAACCUUUACAGUUCCAUGGUUCUAUGAUUCUUUAUAUCCUGGCCCUAAUCCCCCUACAAGUGGGAUGCUCAGGUGUGGAUUUGCUGUCGGAUCAGUCCCCCUUGACACCGUGUGGCCACAGGACAGCCUCUGGGGUGAGACCAUGGCCACAUCCCACCAUUCACCUUUGCUUUUCUAACAAAAAUUCUGGAAUUAAUCAGUCCUGGGGUCCUGUAUUCAUUUUUUUGGUUGCAUUAACACAUUUUAGGUGGCGUUUAUUUUGUUGGUUUUGGUGACCUUGAGAUCAUUCCAUUGAUGCUCUCAGGGAAAGAUGGAUGUUUUCAGCAGAAAUAGGUGGAUCUGGAAGAUUUUAGGCGCUUGAUGAGCAGGCACUGCAUGAGCAUUGGUGGGAUUUUUCUGUUAAAAUUAGCAGCAGUGAAACAGUUGACUGUGAUGACAUUUGAUGUUUCAAUCAGUCUAUUGAAAUGAGUGAGGUGGAUGCACGACAAGUCAUGGAUUUGGGAAUACGAGACACAUUAACAUAACAAUAGUUGAUCAGCUGGUUUUCAACUGUCAAGAUAUUUUGUACAGCCUGAAAAUCGUAUCAGAGUCUUCUCUGCCAUGUCUCCAGCAUCCAAAGGGCAGAUCAUUUGACCUGAGCUAUAGCUAGGGUAGUUGGGUGCAUGAAACUAUGUUAAUUUAAAAAGUUGGGGAAGGUGUAAGAGGAAAAACUCGCAAACUAGAGAAGAUAAGGGUGAGAAGUGUUUCUGUUCCAUGAGAAGUUUUCCCAGAGGAUUGUGGCUAUCUUUAAAAACAAUCUCAGUGAAAAAUAAAUGUGUGUAUGAAGAGUCAGUUGACAGUUCCUCUCUGAAAUUUCCAGUGGAUGGACAGACCUUUAAGGACAGCUGUGCACAGACACUGAGAGUCCUUCACAGCAAUACUCGCAACAACUGUCCCUCCUUCAGUAGGAAAAACAUCACAGAGGCUGCCUUUGAUGUUUUGGCUUGGACUGAAUUUUCCCUUUUACUGCAAAACUGCAAAGUACAUCCCAAGGCUUCCCUCUCCUGAGGGAUUUUGUUGGCAGUGUGGUGCUGGAAGCCCAGUGUUUGCAGGUGCUGAAAGCACCCAGCACUGGCCCUCACUGCCCCAGAGAUCCUCCAGUCCCCAGCAAGAUCUGGAGGCCACAGAGGGACUUCAUUUCUCCCUCUCUGACCUGAGGGAUAACCUCAGAGACCUGGAGUCUGUGAGGAAGCAGGAUCUCAGAAGAAUCAUGGAAUCAUGGCAUGGUUUGGCAUGGAAAGGACCUUGCAGACCAUCUCAUUCCACCCCCUGCCAUGGGCAGGGACACCUUCCACUAUCCCAGCUUGCUCCAAGCCCCUUCCAACCUGAUCCUGAACACUUCCAGGGAUGGGGAGUCCACAACUCCCCAGUUUACCCCACUAUAACCCCAGAGGUUAAUCACUCCCUACAGCUGCUGCUCCAUCCCUCCAUGCUGUAGGAAAUUGCCAGGUGCUGAGCUUUACUGGCUCAGCUCUCCUGUACUAAGGGAGAGGAAAACAAAGCCACCAGGCCCUUCCUGCUGCGCAUCCUCCCUCUGUGUUGUAAAUACCCUCUGUGUUCCCUUUCCAGCUGACUGGGUCCCUCGAAGAGGAGCAGCCUCGGGGGCCUGCGGAGUUUUCACAUCCCUAACAAAGCACUGAAGGACAGGAAAGGACAAGGGGGGCCGGAUGCCGCCUGUUCUGCGCCAGCGCCCUCCUUACUGCAAUUAUAUCCCUGGUGUAUGUCCCUCCAGGGUCACUGUCAUGGUACUGAAGGUGUUCUUUCCGUCGUGCUGCUCCUCGGCAGACAGCGGCAUUUUGAUCGGCCGCUGGAUCUCGGAGCAGAACUCUGCUGUCAUCCUUGCUGUGGUGCACUUCCCCUUCAUUCCUGUCCAGGUGAAGCAGUACCUCGGGGAAGUUCAGCGUGUGACUAAAGUCAGUGUUUCUGUGCUUGGCUCAUGGAGCAACAGCAAACAGGAGAAAGAAGAUAGUCUGAGUGAGUUCCUGGAAGACCUUGGGACCAUAUUCUGCCAUGAGCCAUGGAUUCAGAUAAGCAAAGAGGGCGACAGCAAAUUCUGGAGCUGUUCUACCCUUCAGAAAAACUCUAAGAACCCUCAGGAGGAAGAAAUCAUCUUGGUGUACUAUGACCAGCGCAAAGUCAUGCUUUCCCAUCUGCACCCCCCUUUGGACACAGCUGGCCAGAGGGCAGAGGAUGCCUCAAAGCUCUCGGCCAUCUUUGACACGGUGGCCAGGAGCCGGGUCCUGUUCAUGACCGACAGGUACGACGAGGGGCCCAUCAAGCUGACCCACUGGCAGUCGGAUGGGGUGGAGGCCAGUAUCAUCGUGGAGCUGAUGAAGCAGGCCUCCGUGCCUGCCUGCAUGCUGCUGACAUUCCUGCUCUCACUGCUCUCUGGGAUCUGCAGGAGCAGGGUGCUGAAGUUUUGGCCUUUGUCUUUCUUGUGGAGCAAACUCUCAACUUGUGAGCAGCUGGGACAUCGCCUGCAGCACCUCCAGGUCAUCAGCAGCACCAAGAAGGCUCAAAGCCAAAAUCACCUGAUGAGGAAAGCCAACAUCUUUGUCUCUCUGCUGAUUGAUGUGGCCCUGGGGAUACUGCUGAUGUCGUGGCUGUACAGGAAGAACCGCAUUGGUCACCUUGCUGACACUCUCAUCCCUGUGGCUGAUCACGUGGCUGAAGAGCUGCAGGACCUGCUCCAGUGGCUGAUGGGAGCACCAGCUGGACUGAAAAUGAACCGAGCCUUGGAUCAAGUUUUGGGCCGCUUCUUUCUUUACCACAUCCAUCUUUGGAUCAGCUACAUCCACCUGCUGUCCCCCUUCAUUGAGAUGAUCCUGUGGUACGUGGGGCUGUCGGCUUGUCUGGGCCUGACCGUGGCUCUCUGCAUCCUCUCUGACAUCAUUGCACUCCUGACCUUCCACAUCUACUGCUUCUAUGUCUACGGGGCCAGGCUCUACUGCCUGAAGAUCUACGGCCUGUCCUCUCUGUGGCGCCUGUUUCGGGGCAAGAAGUGGAACGUGCUGCGGCAGCGGGUGGAUUCCUGCUCCUAUGACCUGGACCAGUUAUUUAUUGGCACUUUGCUGUUCACAAUCCUGCUGUUCCUCCUGCCUACAACUGCACUGUAUUAUUUGGUGUUUACCCUGCUCCGGUUGCUGGUGGUGAUUGUGCAGGGCCUCAUACGCUUGCUGGUGGACCUGAUUGAUUCCCUGCCUCUUUAUUCCCUCAUCCUUCGCCUCUGCAGAUCCUACAGGCUCGCAGAUCAACCCCCUCUCCUACGGAGGUGUGGUCCAGACAUACAGACUGCCCACCUACAGCUGCUACCCCAGGGACUCCUGGGCAUCUCUCUGCAAGAAACUGUUCCUUGGAGAGCUCAUCUACCCUUGGAAACACAAAGGAGAGAAGCAGAACUAAAGACAGUGGAAGAGCUUGAGAACUUGACCUGAAAAACAUACUGACUCCUGAUGCUUUGGGACCAAAGGCUUCUCAGAGACAGCAACUGCACCAUCCCUUUAAAUAGAUUUUGGUAACAUAGGAAGGGCUGAAUUUUUAAAGGCAAGUAUUUUUAAACAUUAUUUUUCAACUUUCUCUUCCCCUACACUGUGUUUGUAUAUUAUGCUAAUGAUUAUUUUGGAAGCAAAAGAUUAAACCCAUCAGUGCCUCAUGAAACCAGCGCUCAGCAUCAUGGAGGAAGCAGCUCCCAAAUGGUUUGGUGAUGAAUUUCUCCUUCCACAUCAGCUCACAGGGCCAUAGCAGAGCCACAGUGCUGUGGUGCAUUCAGCCAGAGGGUGUUUUGGACCUUUUGUGCUUCAGCCUUCAAGCCAGCUGACCAAAACCAUGUGGAGAAUCAGCUCAUGGAGUCCUACACUGAAAACUGAACAGCUGGGUGUCUGAAUUCAUGGGAUAUUUAUUAAUUUCUUUUUAGGAGGGCUUGCAGUCACCCCCACUGCAGCACCAGAGAAGGGGUUGAAAGAGUGAGGCUGGAGGCCCAGAAGCACAGACUAGUUGGAUCAUGACUCUGGGAUUUCUCUUAGGGGAGUUUUCUGCUUUGGAUAUGUUUUCAAAGUGCAGCACUGCUUGGCUUUCCAUGUCCUGGUCUCAUUUUGGUGUGUCUCCUAUUCUCUCUCUUGGAAAGGGUGCCUGUGCACUGGAGGGUGAUGUCCCACUGGGCAUGCUGUGGUUGUGUGUAAUUUAAAUAGAGUCCUUACCCAAAAUACACUUCCUCCAGCUCUGCUUGUUCCUCUGCCCCAGCUCAAGCAAGGAGCCAGUGUCACUGUACCCUGCUUUUUGCACUGGCAGGUGAGGGCUGUGCUGGAUCCUGCUCCUUUAUCCCUGGCUGGCCAAGGAGCCAAGGAUGGAGGAGGAAAAGGAGAAGGUGCUGUGGCUGCAGUGCCCAGCCCUUCUCUGGAUGGCUGCCCCUGCAUUGCAGUGGGUGUUGGCAAGGCAAGGUGUCCUGGGGCUUUAGGAGCCUUCAGCCAGCACUGCCGGGGCAGGGUAAGAGUUUCCUACCCCAGCCCUGUGUCUCAUCCAUGUGCUGGCAGCUGUCACAGAAGGGUUAUGGCCCCCCUGUUGUAAGAUGUCCCUGGCCAGAUGUAUUUGGGUUGUCUGGAGCUGCUGAAAGCCCCUCGUGGUGCAGUCACUGCCUCUCCAGGCAUAGCCUGAGCAGGAGAAAAGGAAGCUCUGCAGGCAGGUGCAGGGUCCAGACAUUCCUUAGCAGGCAAAGCUCCAAGGCCUUCGAGGUUUCUUAGGGACAUGUGAGGGAGGCAGGACUACAGGGGCACUACAUGAUGCCCUGUCACCUUGAGCCAGGGCACAUCACUGAAGAAAGCCAGUGUGGCAAACCCCCCUCACCAUCUGCCACCGCAGGCUCUGGCUGGGACAUCCCUGCCAGAAACUGGAGAGAUCUUGUUCUUUGAUGAUCCGUGCUUAAAACUCCUGUGCAGCAUCUUCUUGUCUUGGAAUUAUCUCUGCCUGAGUAAUUCUCUGCACUCCAGGUGGGAAUAACUGCAAGCUAACCCCUGAUGCAUUUAGUGGAUGAAUGGUGUAAAUAACAUUUUCACUUCAGCUGAAGUCAGAGUCAUGAGCCCCAUCCUCACCUGGCACUGAGCAGAGCAGGUUUACACUUUAACUCCCUCUCAUCUUUCCACUGGAGCUCGUAAAUGAUAUCCCCUGGUUCCUCCCAUGCCUGCACAGUUCAGUUUGCUGACUGCUGUGAGAAACUUUGUAUUUUUGGUCUUGUGAAAAUAAUGGUUUUAAUAUCCUGACUUUUAAAAUCUUUCUGUGAGACCAGAUAGUUCAUGAUGGUCCUAAUCAUGGUCCUUUGGGAUCAAAUGCCCUGAAAGCCCCAGAGAUAGCACAGAGCCAUGAAAACCAGCAACUGUGACCUUGCUAUUGGGAGCCUGAUGGAUGUUUUAGAUGUUCCAGUGUUGGGUUUGUUUACUGAAGGCUGAUACUGACUCUGGGGUGGGGAAAUAUCAAGCUCCUCCUCAAAGCUGACAUCCCGAGUCUUCUGCACCAGGGAACCUUGAGCAGCCCAGCUGGGCAGUGGCAGCUCCUUGUAGGUGCAGUUCUCCUGUGUCACCUGGAGCUGGUGCCUGAGCUGCCUCUGCUCCUCACACUGGGCGUUCUCCUUGCCCGUGAUGGUAUCUGAGUUCUUCUGCUGGAGGUUUGCCAUGUCUCUCCUCUUCCUUUCCAGUCCCUGCUGUGGAAGAGUCUUUCCCCACCCUUUUCCGACUCUGUGCAGAGACAUUACAACAACACAGCAGACAUCCUGCUCAAGAACACUUGACCUUAUGUCAUCUCUCUAAUUAGAAGUUAGAAUCAGCAUCAUCGUCCAUGGGAGCACAGACUGGCCCAGCGCUGGCAUUUCCUCAGGGAAGAGGCUGCUGGUGAGGCUCUGGCUCUGAUUUAUCCUCAGAUUUAUACUAUCCAGAGCAGCCCUUGGAUGAGAAGUAGUUAAAGAUUCCAGAUCUCCCAUUCCUACCACGCACCCCUUAUAGCAGGCAGCACGCAGGCUUUGCCAGCCAUCAGUCAAAGACUCUAAUCUUACAGACUUUUUUUAAUACUGCAUUUCCUUAUUAUUAUUUCUCCCACCUUUUGGUUCCCAGUGCUGCCACAAACCCCCUCUUUACUUAGGCAGGGGGGUUGUGAAGGAAACUGUGUGAAAAACGCUAUCCUAGAGAGAAAUUCUGCCUUGGAGAAAUACUUUCUUCCCCUAACUAGGACAGCAUGUGACGAUGCUGAAAGGAAACCUCAGUAAUUACACUGCACUGAAGGCUCUGGUUAUGGGUUUGGGAGUUUUCCCUGAUGCUGCAGCUGGACUGUGCCCUGCUCAGGCCCACACAAAGACUCUUGCACGAAUGUACAACCCAUAUGUUGACUUUCAGUAGUGUAAGGCAGGGAAGUCUGCAUUUCAUCCUGCAGAGAACGAGCUGCUUUUCCUUCUGCCCUCUGCUGCCUCUUCCUGCUGCUCCAACACCAUCUUCUUGCUUAGCUCUAACCCUCAGUGAUUUACCCUUUAUGCUUAGACCUGCUGGUUACACCAUCACGGGAAACUGGUGGGGGUUGGGAUUGUCUGGUCCAGCCCCUGCUCCCUCAGGGCCACCCAGAGCUGGUUGCCCAGGACCGUGUCCAGAUGGCUUUGGGAUAUCUCCAAGGGUGGCAACUCCAACGCCUCCCUGGACAACCCAUGCCUGUGCUUGGUCACCCCCACAGUGAGAAGGUGUCCCUUGCUCUCAGGCAGGGUUUGAUGUGUUUCAGUUCAUGCCCCUUGUCCCUGUGUAGUGCAGAGCUCGGCGACACGGUAACUCAGAUCUCCUCAGUGAUUGUGAGCAUUAGCAGUCCUGUGUCAUCUCUGCUCCUGUUCCCCCUCCUCAGGGACUGUUCAGCAGCUCCUUUGCCUUUUGGGGGCUGAAGCCUUGCUUAGGGAGGUGCCUGUGCAUUGACUCAGAUCCCUGACCUGCUCCUUGGUCCUUCUCUGGACUUGGUAGCAGAGAGCACUUUCUCUCCAGCCUCACUCCUGCCUGUGCUGAGCUCACAGUGGGAGCUCUGGGAGCUUGGGCAGCAGAACCCCAAAGCUGGCAGUGUCCAGGUCUGCAGGGUCUGCACGUGUGGAGCCCUGGGGCUCUGCAGGGUGAGUGUGCUGUGCACUCACAGGGGAUGGGUCUGGAUCUCAGCUGAUCCUCCAUGUGACAGGAGGCCACAGGGCUUUGCAGCUGCAUCGGGAGUUUUGGGUGCAGGAUAAACACGUUCAGAGCAAUCCAGGCCUCACGUGGGCAGCUGAUCUGCGUUCCUGGAUGAGAGCAGAGUGCCCACCGCCUUUGCCUCUGGCUCACCAGUUUGCAUUAGGAGUUGCUGCUAGUCUGUCACCUUUGGCUCCAGUCCUUAUCCACACCUGGACUUCAAACCAGGAAUGCUCAGACUCUGCGUUUACCAUCUCAGCAAGCUGAAUAUGAGGAGUGUUCCUGCACUGAUGAGUGCUGCAGGUGACAGAACACACCCCCUGUGUUCCCAGGCAGGUGCUGGGGCUGGGAGCAGUGCAGGUGUUUGGGGGAAGCUGCAGAACCCAGGGCCAGCUCGGGGCAGAGAGAGGCUGCAGCUCCUCUCCCAUCCACUGUGUUAUUUAACAUCUGGCACUGGGGAAGUUUGUGAGAACUUCACAGCUCUUGUAACCAAUCCUCCUCACAGGGUUUUCUGGUUUUAAGUAAAGUAUUAUAAAAGA